Molecule: messenger RNA, 255 nt
Organism: Pediculus humanus corporis (human body louse)
Lineage: Eukaryota; Metazoa; Arthropoda; Insecta; Psocodea; Pediculidae
Exons: 2
Coding region: 1-255 (84 amino acids)
Source: RefSeq, a predicted model, not a curated record
AUGAAUAAAAAUAAUAGUUCGAAACCCGGUGAGGGCAUUAAAUCAUUGAAAACUAGUAGUUUAUUCCGCGCCUUAAAUUUUGAGCUUUACGUUGCACCCAAUAAAUUUAUAAUGGGUUUAGGUGCAUCGGCUUUUGGAAUUUGUGUCGGUUACAUAAUGUAUAUGCGUUACAAAUAUGAAGGUCUUGGUUAUUAUCCAGGAGUGAAUGCAGAUGGAACAGAAAAUUAUUACAAACGAAAAUCAAAUUGGGAUUGA